Recurvomyces mirabilis is the source of this 1167-nucleotide messenger RNA. RefSeq lists its product as uncharacterized. The transcript has 2 exons. Lineage: Eukaryota; Fungi; Ascomycota; Dothideomycetes; Mycosphaerellales; Teratosphaeriaceae. The record is from RefSeq and is a predicted model, not a curated record. Bases 1 to 1167 code for a protein of 388 amino acids.
AUGGCUUCACCCAUCAAUUCCGAGGCGAUCAAUGCUGCCCUGGCAAGGCCUGGCUACCUCCCGGAUGGCACGACUGCAGCACUUCUGGAGCAGAGUCGUGAUCGAGCGACUGUCAUAGCCAUCCUCUUUAUCGCGGCUCUGGUCUAUAUCAUCAUGGCACUGCGUUGCUACGCCCGCAUCUUUGUACUCAAGCAUUUCGGACGGGACGAUUGGCUUGCAGUCCUUUGCUUGCUACCCUACACGACAUUUAUCGUCUUAGCCAUCGUGCUCAUUCGUCUGGGAUCCGGACGUCACUUCGUCUACAUUCAGUACAUCCUCGACAACCACACUAUCAACAGGACCGAGACUUUAGACUUUGCGGCUCACCUGAUUUAUACUACUGCACUACUAAUAUGUCGAUUGUCUGGACUAGCUUUCUAUUCUCGAAUCACCCGCCGACAUCACAGACUCACCUGGUCGAUCAGAGCUGCGGUUGCUUUCAUGGUUGCUGGGUACAUUCCCCAAUUGUUCCUGAUAGGAUUCCACUGCUUGCCAGCCACCAGCUUGUGGCCAUAUGCCUUCCAGCCCGAGGUCGGCAAUUACACCUGCUUGUCGUGGGGGUUGGUGUACGUCACGAACAGCACCAUAUCACUCGUCUGCGACCUGAUCCUAUUCACCAUCCCCGCUGCAAUCAUUCAUGUUCUCCGGAUAAGCUUGAAGGACAAGCUUAAACUCGUGUUCGUCGUCAUGCCUGGUUUACUGGUUAUAGCAAUAUCCGUCGUACGAAUGUAUCUCGUCGUUGUUGGCCAAUGGGAAGCGGACGAGUCAUGGGCCUACGACCCUUUCCUCGCGGUCGAGAUCGCCGAGAUCGGGUCCACGCUCAUUGCUCUGUCAAUACCAGCCCUGAAACCAUUUGUCGGCAGUGUCUUCGCCUUUCUUGACCGCAACCGUACGGACGAGAAUAAGUUUGGUUCUCCACAGAACCAUCGAACCAUUGGCACGAGCAAUGCACAUCGUGGGCGAGCCGACGCGAAUGGCGACAUCACCACCCAUGAGCUGGACAAGUGGUCCUCGAGAUCAGGGAUCAAUGGUCACCAGGGUACGGUUGAGCCGAUUCGCAGUCGGUCCUCUGAGCCGAUCAUUCAGCAACACCAGGAUCGUAGCUUGACUAUCCGAGGCAACGUGUGA